This is a messenger RNA of Caenorhabditis angaria, 431 nucleotides long. NCBI's taxonomy places the organism in Eukaryota, Metazoa, Nematoda, Chromadorea, Rhabditida, Rhabditidae. The record is from the annotation of a GenBank genome assembly.
AUGUCUGACGCACUUGUUUGGCAAAUCGUCCGCAACAACAACGCCUUCUUGAGAACUCAACGAGGAAUCAACAAGCGUUUCUCGACCGAGCGAUUCAACUUGAAGAAGGUCAACAGCCCAAGAUACAGUGGAUUGGCCAACUCAAGAGCCAUCGACGUCAGCGCCGCUCCAUCCGGAAAGGGAGUCGUCGUCUCCACCAAGAACACCCGCGGAGGACAACCAGCCAAGGCUGUUGCCUCAGCCACAGUCUCAAAGACCCCAAUCGCUUCCACCCGCGCCAUCGCCAAGAACUCCGGAUUCGCCAGAUUCAACAAGGUAAGAAAUCGAGUUUUAAUUUUACAGAAAAAAUGAAUUUCUUUCAGCUCGCCCAAAGAAGAGCUGCCGCCUACGUCCGCUCCCAAUUGGCCAAGGCCCCAAAGACUGAGGCUUAA